Messenger RNA from Suricata suricatta (meerkat), 1211 nucleotides. It is a transcript of the gene DIO2, whose product is annotated as iodothyronine deiodinase 2. The record is from RefSeq and is a predicted model, not a curated record. The transcript is spliced from 2 exons. Gene Ontology annotation, molecular function: thyroxine 5'-deiodinase activity. Lineage: Eukaryota; Metazoa; Chordata; Mammalia; Carnivora; Herpestidae.
AUGGGCAUCCUCAGCGUAGACUUGCUGAUCACACUGCAAAUUCUGCCAGUUUUUUUCUCCAACUGCCUCUUCCUGGCACUCUAUGACUCGGUCAUUCUCCUCAAGCACGUGGUGCUGCUGCUGAGCCGCUCCAAGUCCACUCGCGGGGAGUGGAGGCGCAUGCUGACCUCAGAGGGAAUGCGCUGCAUCUGGAAGAGCUUCCUCCUUGAUGCCUACAAGCAGGUAAAAUUGGGUGAAGAUGCCCCCAAUUCCAGUGUGGUGCAUGUCUCUAAUUCUGAAGGAGGUGACAAUAGUAGAAAUGGUGUCCCGGUGAAGAUAGUGGAUGGAGCUGAGUGCCACCUUCUUGACUUUGCCAGCUCUGAGCGCCCACUAGUGGUCAAUUUCGGCUCAGCCACUUGACCUCCUUUUACUAGCCAGCUGCCAGCCUUCAGCAAACUGGUGGAAGAGUUCUCAUCAGUGGCUGACUUUCUGUUGGUCUACAUUGAUGAGGCUCAUCCUUCAGAUGGUUGGGCAGUGCCUGGUGAUUCUUCUUUGUCUUUUGAAGUGAAGAAGCACCGGAACCAAGAAGACCGAUGCGCAGCAGCCCACCAGCUUCUGGAGCAUUUCUCCUUGCCGCCCCAGUGCCGUGUUGUGGCUGAUCGCAUGGACAAUAAUGCCAAUGUAGCUUAUGGGGUAGCCUUUGAACGUGUGUGUAUUGUGCAGAGACAGAAAAUUGCUUAUCUUGGAGGAAAGGGGCCUUUCUACUACAACCUUCAAGAAGUCCGGCAUUGGCUGGAGAAGAAUUUCAGCAAAAGAUGAAAUCUAGAUUAGCUGGUCAAAGGUAUGAUUGUAAAAGAGUUUUUUUUUUUUUUAAAUUGUGUAAAGGAAAAGAAACUAAGAACUGAAUCCACUAUUUCAACUGAGUCUCACUGUCUCCAUGAAAGACAGGAAUUUACCUGUCAGAAGAACAUAAGCUUCUAACAUCUCCAUGCUUCUUUUACCACUCAAAUGGCCUUUGGCUAAAUAGUAGCCCCCUCACAUCUAUUCCUAGUAUAAAGCCCUGAGUAAAAAGACCCCAAGAUGGAGAUGAAGAAACCCUGUUUCAACUUGUGUUCAUCUGCCUUGGGAAAGAAGUAAUACAGCUGAUGGAAGCUUUGGGACCUGAAGAACAGACUUACCUGAAUAACUACUAUGUUAGGGAUCUACUUGUCCUUGUUAGUAUAAGGGGUAUU